Molecule: messenger RNA, 1204 nt
Organism: Onthophagus taurus
Lineage: Eukaryota; Metazoa; Arthropoda; Insecta; Coleoptera; Scarabaeidae
Source: RefSeq, a predicted model, not a curated record
GUAAAUUGCCAAGUAAGUAAUCCAAAACACGAGUAACAUUUAAAAAAUGUAUAUCAUCUACAUUAACCAAAGUUAUUUUUGUACAAUUUAUUUUUAUCGCAAAUAGGUUUGCUUGUAUUAAGAUCAAACUUAAUCUCGGGUUAUUGGGCUUCAGCGGUAUUGUUGAUAAAACUCGUUAAGUAAAUGUGUAAACGUUAACACUCGCAAAUCUAUUUUUGAUCAUUUUCUAAUGAGUGCUUCGCGUAAAGGUGAUUUUUUAGAUGAAAUCAAGCAGCUAGAAAGUGAUGAUGAGUCAGUUUCCAUUCAGAAAUUUCAAGAAUCCGAAAGAUCAUUUAAUUCUCAAGCCCCUUUAUUAAACAGAAAGAGAAAAUGCAAUAAUGAAAAAGGGUCGAAGUUCGUGUCUAAAAGAGGUUAUGGUGAACUCGGCGAAUUACAACAUUUAUCAGAUCUUAAAAGUCUUUCUGUGUUAAGUGUUUAUCAACAAGACGAUUCAGAAAUAGAAAUGGAUACCAGCAGGGAUUUUAGUGAUAGCAUAGAAUAUGUUAAUAAACCAAAUAUAAACAUAAAUGGAAUCUGUGAUAAUGCUGAUACAAGUGAUACUAAAAAGUGUUGUAAUUGUUCCAAUAGAAAUCCCAAUGAACAGUUAUUAGCUUGUCCUGUUCCAACAAUUUACUUCAACGAUGGGAUUCGAUCUGUUGAUUUUGUGUUAGUUUGGGAUUCCUUUGAACAUGAUGCAACCCUGGAGAAUGCUUAUGUGAAAAGAAGAAAUUUUGAAGAGAAUCUUAUGAAAGAAGGGUUAGAGUUAGAAUAUGAACCUGUUGAACAUAAUGGGUUGAAUUUUGUUAAAAUUCAUGCUCCGAAAGAGGUGCUAAGAAUGUACAGUGAAAUACUUAAGCUUCGAAUGCCUAUGAAAUCUGAUCUAUGUAAAUUACCUAAAGGUUACAACCCAAACCGUAUUUUUACCACCGCGGCAUAUUUACGAAGAAAGGUAGAACAAUUUAAAUGAGAUUAAUUCAGUUUUUGUGUGGUUUAAGGUUUUUACAUUUUUUUGUCUUCACUUUAUAUCCUAUGUUUAAUAAAAAUAAAUUUAUACAUUGAGGAUUUAGACUGGUGUGAAGUUAUCCACAAAUCCCAACCAUAAAUUUAAAACAUUCAUAAUUCCGGAACCGAUACGAUUUGGGUCACCAAAUUUCACAUACGGGAU